Messenger RNA from Rangifer tarandus platyrhynchus (Svalbard reindeer), 216 nucleotides. NCBI's taxonomy places the organism in Eukaryota, Metazoa, Chordata, Mammalia, Artiodactyla, Cervidae. The record is from the annotation of a GenBank genome assembly.
AUGCUCGGAAUCUUUUUCAAUGUCCAUUCUGCUGUGCUAAUUGAGGACGUUCCCUUCACGGAGAAAGAUUUUGAGAAUGGGCCCCAGAACAUAUACAACCUUUACGAGCAAGUCAGCUACAACUGUUUCAUCGCGGCGGGCCUUUACCUCCUCCUCGGAGGCUUCUCUUUCUGUCAAGUUCGGCUCAAUAAGCGCAAGGAAUACAUGGUGCGCUAG